GCAGAGAGAAAGUACUACUGCAGAAAAAGAGAUCUUGGUAAAGCUCACCCGAUGCGGUAUUUAAGUUUGAUUAUAAUUGGCACGGACCAGUCAAAGACCAACUUGUCACAUUUUGUAGGGAGAACAGCCAAGGGUGGAACGUUGCCUCCAGUAUUGUAUAUUCAAGCCGACAACUGCUGGCGGGAAAACAAAAAUAAAUCGUUUUGCGAGUUACUGGUGCACAUGAAAGUAUUUCAAGAGGUUCACCUUUCUUUUCUGUAUGUUGGACACACACAUGAGGAUAUUGACGCCGGUUUCAGCAAAAUAGCAGAUUCCCUCCGUCAAAAUGACACAGAAACAAUCCCUGAGCUUUUGGAUCUAUUACCAAAUCCAAGCAAUUUAAUUUGGCAAUACGACAUUAGGAACUGGCUUGAACCAUUUAUUGCUGAUGUACGGAAACAUACCAAGCCAUUACAUUAUAAAUUUACAAUGGCUGAAGUAUCUAAUAAGAUUAAACUGUGUUACAAAUCCAAUCAUGCUGGGCCUUGGAAGAUUUCAACAAGUGGAAUGUUCAUGUUUAACGAGAAAGGUGAAGUAGAAUUGCCAAAGGGUGUACCAAAAGUCUCUACGCCAGUUUUUGACAAAAUAUCUAUCGAAAAAAUUGAAAGUGGAAUUAAUGACUGGAAAUGUCUCUUCACGGAUCAAAUAGAACAUCACCAAUUUAAUUGGUGGAAGAGCCGGGUUAACUACAUGAAGAAAUUAAGAGAUGAUAAUCAAUUUAUGAAAAGUGAAAUCAUACAAAAGGCAGUUUGGUACUUUGAUAAAUUACCGAAAAUUAGAGUGACACCAGACUGUUCGUAUGAUAACAACCCACCAAAGGAAAUAGAGGACAUGGUAAAUCAAGAGCUUAUAGAACACGAGAUACAGAUUACCCAGAAAAGAAAAAGAAAACAAAGUGAACAAGACAAAACCAGACCUGAAUUGAAAAAGCAGAAGAAUGGCAAAAAAGGUACGCUAUUGAACAGUUCUUGUAACAGUGUCAUUUGGAAUGAAAUACGAAGAACAUGA
Mytilus trossulus (common blue mussel) is the source of this 1047-nucleotide messenger RNA. RefSeq lists its product as uncharacterized. NCBI's taxonomy places the organism in Eukaryota, Metazoa, Mollusca, Bivalvia, Mytilida, Mytilidae. The transcript is spliced from 6 exons. The record is from RefSeq and is a predicted model, not a curated record. Bases 52 to 1047 code for a protein of 331 amino acids.